Molecule: messenger RNA, 2468 nt
Organism: Austrofundulus limnaeus
Lineage: Eukaryota; Metazoa; Chordata; Actinopteri; Cyprinodontiformes; Rivulidae
Gene: ada2a
Product: adenosine deaminase 2a
Exons: 10
Coding region: 250-1761 (503 amino acids)
Biological process (GO): inosine biosynthetic process; adenosine catabolic process
Molecular function (GO): adenosine deaminase activity
Source: RefSeq, a predicted model, not a curated record
AAAACAUCGUAAACGAUGUAACAUCGUACUGUAUGUGUUUUUGUUUUUAGUCGUCAGCGGUUUCAUUUUCAUGGCACAUUCAUUAAGUGCGACAGUAGUAGUUGGACAGUAACAAAGAUAUAUUUUAAUUAACAGUCUUGUGUUUAAAUAUAUUUUGACGUGACAGCUGAACUGCUUUCGAGGCUUUGUGUACUUACUGUACCUUCAGUUCAGCGGCAACAGCUACGGUUAAAACAAGCUCUCCAGACGAUGGCUAUCCAGCUGCAGCGCCCCCACGCGGCCGUGGUGUUUCUCUGCUUCCUGACCUGUGGCCUGUCCAUCCCAGACCCCAGGCAGAGAGAGGCUCUCAUGCAGCUGGAGGCCUACAUGCAGACAGGUGGGCAGAUGGUGCUGACCGAUGCCGAGCAGCGUCUGGACACGCUUCUGUUUAAAAUGAAGCAGGAGGAGAUGGCCAGGGCAGACUUUCCUCCUUCCAUGCACUUCUUCAGGGCCAGGGACCUCAUCAGGACCAGUCCCAUCUUCAGCCUGCUGCGAAAGAUGCCUAAAGGUGGAGCUCUUCACGUCCACGACUUCUCCAUGGUGGAUGCGGAGUGGCUGGUGAAGAACGCAACGUACCGCCCGCACUGCUACAUGUGCCGGACCGACAGCCAGUCCGUCCGAUUCAUCUUCUCGUCUCAGCGGCCCAGAGCCCUGCCGCUUUGCUCGCCUUGGGUCCUGCUGGAGGAGCUCCGAGCCAAAACCAUCAACGCCACGGAACUGGACAACAGCAUCAUGAGGAACCUGACACUGUUCACUGAUCAGGAUCCAGAGGCAGCGUACCCCAGUCAGGAUGUGGUGUGGGGUACGUUUGAACAGACCUUCCUCGCUCUGUGGGGUCUGGUCACCUACGCCCCCGUCUUCAGAGACUACUACUACCAGGGCCUCACCCAGUUCUACAGGGACAACGUCAUGUACCUGGAACUGCGUGCUCUCCUUCCACAGGUUUACGAGUUAGACGGCAGCACCCACGACCGAGCCUGGACCCUGAAGACCUACCAGGAUGUCACAAGGCAGUUUACAGCAGAGCACCCGGACUUCUUCGGAACAAGAAUCAUUGUUACCAUUAACAGGGGUGUAAAUGCAUCAGUGAUGACCAAAGCUGUGGAGGAAGCAAUGAAGCUGAAGAAAGGUUUCCCUGAUUUUAUGGCUGGUUUUGACAUGGUGGGUCGGGAGGAUAGGGGCAGACCCCUGUGGUAUUUCAGAGAUGCCUUAUCACUUCCUGUGGAGGAAGGGGUCACGCUGCCUUUCUUUUUUCAUGCUGGAGAGACAGACCUCGAGGGCACUGACGUGGAUCAGAACCUGUUAGAUGCUCUGCUCCUGAACACGUCCCGUAUCGGCCAUGGGUUUGCACUCCUUCACCAUCCAGUGGCCAAAGAUUUGUCCAGGAAGAGAGGGGUGGCUGUGGAAGUGUGUCCCAUCUCCAACCAGGUAUUAAAGCUUGUAAAAGAUCUGCGAAACCACCCUGCAGCUGCUCUGAUGUCAGAAAAUCACCCGAUGGUCAUCAGCUCUGAUGACCCUGCCAUGUUCGGCUCAUCUGGUCUCUCUUAUGACUUCUAUGAAGCUUUUGUGGGUUUUGGAGGCAUUAAAUCUCACAUAGGCUCCCUUAAACAACUGGCACUGAACUCUAUCAGGUAUAGCUCUUUACCUUCAGAGCAACAGAAUAAAGCGAUGUCUGAGUGGCAAAGAAGAUGGAAUAAAUUUGUCUCUGAAAAUGAUUUUUAAACAGAAACUCAAACUCAAUAUUUGAAUACAAACCCCAUUUUUUGGAAAUGAUUUUUGUUUUUACACAAUAAGCUCUAUGUUUCUAACUGACAUUCUUCAGCAGGUGCUCGGUCACUGGCUGGCUGUCUGUUCUGCAGAGAGGAAAGGUUACAACAAACUAAAUCUGGCAGUUUUCAAGGGUUUGUUGCAAUUAAAAGAACUUAAACUUCAAUAUUUAUUAUUGCCUAAAAGAUGAGCUAAUCAUGUUAGAAUUAUAAAAUAAUUGUGACUUUACUGUAAAAUGAGGACUGCCCAGGUGAUUUGUCAACAACAAUCUGAAAUGUGAACWCUUGUGUGCUGCUACUGUAGCUGUCAGGGAUAAAUCAGUUCUGCUCAUUAAACUGAAUAUGAAGCUGUUCUCUGGUCAUUUGAUUUGCAUUUCAGUUUAUUUUCUAUUUACAAAACGACGUCCUUUUCAGGGCUGGGUUUGCCAAUUGGCUCGUGCUGAACUGAUUUUUACCCGUUGAGUAUUUUUGCACAGCUAGCACAAUGUAAUAAAAGUGAAUUGAGCUGCAUUGUUUGUACUGUUCAGUGUUGAUUAAAUGUUUGAGUGAAAGUAUAAAGUUAAAAUGUAAUUGUUAUGAAUUUUUUUUGUAAACAAGUGUUAAACAUUUGGCUUUUGUAUACAAUGUUUUUGAUUAGCUGCGCAAUAAAACUUCCUGCAGGAA